This is a messenger RNA of Lottia gigantea (owl limpet), 1395 nucleotides long. RefSeq lists its product as hypothetical. Gene Ontology annotation, molecular function: ubiquitin protein ligase activity. The transcript is spliced from 11 exons. The record is from RefSeq and is a predicted model, not a curated record. Gene Ontology annotation, biological process: positive regulation of ERAD pathway. NCBI's taxonomy places the organism in Eukaryota, Metazoa, Mollusca, Gastropoda, Lottiidae. The coding region runs from base 1 to 1395 and encodes 464 amino acids.
AUGGCCAGAGGAUUGUUACCUAAUUUACCAGGUAACAUAAAUAGACCAAUUAAUCCUAGGUAUCAUCAUUUACCUUCUACUACACCAGCUCGUGAUCACCAAGUUUCUAUUAACAUGUUAGAUCAACCUAAUUUAUACACUCCAAACUCACCUACUGGUCCACCCAUCAAUAUACCACGCUUUGAUUUACAACAACAGUUAGCUAGUAUGCACCCCAUGGAAGAACGUCCACGACCACCUAGUCCACCAGAUGAAGGUCCUGGAGUAACAGGUGCUGAUGGUCAACUAGAUUGGCGUCUGCUGAUUAAUAGGUUACAGAACUGUGGAAUAUUUAUAAUUCUACUCUUUUUGAAGUUAAUGUAUGAUCAUAGAUUAGGAUUGUUGAUCUUCUUGGCUCUUGGUGGAACAUUUUAUUACGUAAAUCAGAGAUUAGUGUCAAGCAUCCAUCAGUUUUUAGUUAAAGAAUCUGGUAAUAAAGGAAAUUUAGUGAAAUUAUUUGGAUUAAUUGUAUAUUUAGCUAUCAAUAUCUCAUUUGUGUUCUAUAUGUUUUCUGGACAAGCUUUGUGGAAAUCGUUAAUAUUUCAAACACCAAAUGUAGCUGAUUUUGAUAUUUGGACGUUAUUAUGGGUUGUAUUAAUCAAUGAUUAUAUGAUCAAGUUUUCAACUGUUAUAUUGAAAUGUUUUAUAACUAUGUUACCAAAUCAACUCAUUAAACACAAACGUAGGGGUAAAUAUUAUAUGUUUAUAGAAUAUGUAUCACAAUGUUAUAGACAGUUAGUACCUAUUAUACCAUGGAUGCACUUCUUAUCAGAUGAUCAACAUUCAGGCAAAUGGUUUGCAUCUUUCGAAGUUAUUUUAUAUUUAUUGUUUAAAGUCAACAUAGUGUGGAUGUCCAUAAGAGAUCUACAAAAAGCUUUCCAAAGAUUCCGUGUUCACAAUGUAUUUGGUGGUAAGCCAUCAUCAGAAGAUAUAAAACAGCAUGGAGAAAGUUGUCCUAUUUAUUUUAUUUCAGUAUUAAUUAUAGGUAUUUGGUGGUAUGUGGUGGUAAGCCAUCAUCAGAAGAUAAAAAAUAGUAUGGUAUUUGGUGGUAAGCCAUCAUCAGAAGAUAUAAAACAGCUUUGUGAAAGUGGGCCUAUUUAUUUUAUUUCAAUAUUAAUUGUAUUUGGUGGUAAGCCAUCAUCAGAAGAUAUAAAACAGCGUGGAGAAAGUUGUCCUAUUUGUCAGGAUGAAUUAAAAGAUCCAGUGAUAUUAUCUUGUAAACACAUAUUUUGUGAAGAUUGUGUGUCUGUUUGGUUUGAUAGAGAGAGAACGUGUCCAAUGUGUCGAGCCCAAAUAACAGAUUAUAAUCCUCAAUUUCAAGAUGGUGCAACAGCUAUGCAUCUACAAUGGUAUUAG